This is a messenger RNA of Rangifer tarandus platyrhynchus (Svalbard reindeer), 945 nucleotides long. Lineage: Eukaryota; Metazoa; Chordata; Mammalia; Artiodactyla; Cervidae. The record is from the annotation of a GenBank genome assembly.
AUGGGGCUGGAGGCGGCGCGAGAGCUGGACUGCGCGGCGCUGGGCGCGCUGCUGCGGGAGCCUCGGGAGGCUGAGCGCACGCUGGUGCUCGACUGCCGCCCCUUCCUGGCCUUCUGCCGCCGCCACGUGCGCGCCGCGCGCCCUGUCCCCUGGAACGCGCUGCUGCGCCGCCGCGCGCGGGGCCCGCCCGCCGCCGCCCUCGCCUGCCUGUUGCCUGACCGCGCGCUGCGGGCGCGCCUGGCCCGCGGGGAGCUGGCGCGGGCCGUGGUGCUGGACGAGGGCAGCGCCUCGGUGGCCGACCUCCCGCCCGACGGCCCGGCCCACGCGCUGCUCGCCGCGCUCCUGCACGAGACCCGCGCGGGACCCGCCGCCGUGUGCUUCCUGUCAGGAGGCUUCGAUCGCUUUCAAGCCUGCUGCCCCGAUCUGUGCUCUGAGUCCCCGGUCCCCGCGAUGACGGCUGACAACAACGACAACAACCGCUCCGACUCCAGGGCUCCCUUUUAUGACCAGGGCGGCCCCGUGGAGAUCUUGCCCUACCUCUACCUGGGCAGCUGCAGCCACUCGUCAGACCUGCAGGGGCUGCGGGCUUGCGGCAUCACCGCCGUGCUCAACGUCUCAGCCAGCUGCCCCAACCACUUUGAGGGCCUUCUGCGCUACAAGAGCAUCCCUGUGGAGGACAAUCAGAUGGUGGAGAUCAGCGCCUGGUUCCCGGAGGCCAUUGGCUUCAUUGACUCAGUGAAGAACAGUGGGGGCCGCGUGCUGGUGCACUGCCAGGCGGGCAUCUCGCGCUCCGCCACCAUCUGCCUGGCGUACCUGAUACAGAGUCGCCGCGUCCGGCUGGAUGAGGCCUUUGACUUUGUGAAGCAACGCCGGGGAGUCAUAUCCCCCAACUUCAGUUUCAUGGGGCAGCUGCUGCAGUUUGAGACUCAGGUGCUCUGUCACUGA